This is a messenger RNA of Varanus komodoensis (Komodo dragon), 3385 nucleotides long. It is a transcript of the gene DDX23, whose product is annotated as DEAD-box helicase 23. The coding region runs from base 140 to 2596 and encodes 818 amino acids. Gene Ontology annotation, molecular function: ATP binding; RNA helicase activity; RNA binding. NCBI's taxonomy places the organism in Eukaryota, Metazoa, Chordata, Lepidosauria, Squamata, Varanidae. Gene Ontology annotation, cellular component: catalytic step 2 spliceosome. Gene Ontology annotation, biological process: mRNA splicing, via spliceosome. The record is from RefSeq and is a predicted model, not a curated record. The transcript is spliced from 17 exons.
GGUCGGCGACAGUCUUAGGGAAGUAGCGGAGGAGGCAGCUUACUACGCGCGCUUACUUUGUUUUCGGUGCCAAGAGACAACCCUGGAAUAGAUGGCGUAGGUCUAGACGAAGUGCAGAGUGUCUCUCUCCGUUCAUUAGAUGGCUGGGGAGACUGUUGAAAAGAGAGAGCGAGAUUCCUCACCCAUCAAAGAAGAGCGGAGACGCUCACGCUCACCAGACCGGGAACGUGAUCGAGAACGUGAUAGGAAAGGUUCACCUGCUGCUAAGGAGAGGAAGCGACACCGCUCUCGUGAGAGGAGAAGAGGUAGUCGGUCAAGAUCCCGGUCUCGGUCCAAGUCAACUGAGAGGGAACGACGGUAUAAAGAAAGAGAGCGAGACAAAGAACGGGAGCGUAGCAAAAAGGACCGGGAUCGUGAGAAAGAUGGGCACCGGAGGGACAAGGACCGUAAACGUUCGAGGAGCACCUCUCCAAGUCGGAACAAAUCUAGGAAGGACAGGGACUCGCGCAGAGAUGAGGAGGAGGAUUCAUUGUCGAAGAAGGAAAAGGCCCAGCCACUUUCUCUCGAGGAGUUGCUUGCCAAGAAGAAAGCUGAAGAAGAGGCAGAAGCUAAGCCCAAAUUCCUUUCCAAGGCAGAACGAGAGGCCGAGGCCUUGAAGCGCCGGCAGCAGGAGGUGGAGGAGCGGCAGCGGCUGCUGGAAGAAGAAAGGAAAAAGAGAAAGCAGUUCCAAGAAAUGGGACGGAAAAUGCUAGAAGACCCCCAGGAGAGGGAGCGACGUGAGCGGAGAGAACGCAUGGAACGAGAGACUAAUGGGAAUGAAGACGAGGAGGGGCGGCAGAAAAUCCGUGAAGAGAAAGACAAGAGCAAAGAGCUACAUGCCAUCAAAGAGCGGUACUUAGGUGGGGUCAAGAAGCGGAGACGUACUCGGCACCUGAACGACCGCAAAUUUGUCUUUGAGUGGGAUGCUUCAGAAGAUACUUCCAUUGACUACAACCCCUUGUACAAGGAGCGACAUCAGGUUCAGCUGUUGGGCCGGGGCUUCAUUGCUGGCAUUGAUUUGAAGCAGCAGAAGCGGGAGCAGUCACGGUUCUAUGGGGACCUGAUGGAGAAGCGACGUACGCUGGAGGAGAAGGAGCAAGAAGAGGCACGCUUGCGCAAGUUGCGCAAAAAGGAGGCCAAGCAACGUUGGGAUGAUAGGCAUUGGUCUCAAAAGAAGCUGGAUGAAAUGACAGACAGAGACUGGCGUAUUUUCCGGGAGGAUUACAGCAUCACCACCAAGGGAGGCAAGAUCCCCAAUCCCAUUCGUUCUUGGAAAGACUCCUCAUUACCUCCUCAUAUUCUGGAGGUUAUCGACAAAUGUGGCUACAAAGAACCCACGCCUAUCCAACGUCAAGCCAUCCCUAUCGGUUUGCAGAACCGGGACAUCAUUGGUGUGGCAGAAACUGGCAGUGGUAAAACUGCUGCCUUCCUCAUCCCACUGCUGGUGUGGAUCACCACACUGCCCAAGAUCGAUAGGAUUGAGGAGUCGGAUCAAGGCCCCUAUGCCAUCAUCCUGGCCCCCACCCGUGAGUUGGCCCAACAGAUUGAGGAAGAGACCAUCAAAUUUGGAAAGCCUCUGGGCAUCCGCACAGUGGCUGUUAUUGGUGGCAUCUCACGUGAGGACCAAGGCUUCCGCCUGCGCAUGGGUUGUGAGAUUGUGAUUGCUACACCUGGCCGUCUCAUUGAUGUGCUGGAAAAUCGGUACCUCGUGCUGAGCCGCUGCACCUACGUGGUGUUGGAUGAGGCUGAUCGCAUGAUUGAUAUGGGCUUUGAGCCUGAUGUGCAGAAGAUUCUGGAGCACAUGCCUGUCACUAACCAGAAGCCUGAUACUGAUGAGGCUGAGGACCCUGAGAAGAUGCUGGCCAACUUCGAGUCUGGCAAGCACAAAUACCGGCAGACUGUGAUGUUCACAGCCACCAUGCCACCUGCUGUAGAGCGGCUGGCCCGCAGUUAUUUGCGCCGCCCGGCUGUGGUUUACAUUGGCUCAGCUGGCAAGCCACAUGAGCGAGUGGAGCAGAAGGUCUUCCUCAUGUCAGAAUCAGAAAAGAGGAAGAAACUGCUGGCUAUUUUGGAGCAGGGCUUUGACCCACCCAUCAUCAUCUUUGUCAACCAGAAGAAGGGCUGUGAUGUACUUGCCAAAUCCCUGGAGAAGAUGGGGUACAAUGCUUGCACCCUUCAUGGUGGCAAGGGUCAGGAGCAGCGAGAGUUUGCCUUGUCCAACUUGAAGGCUGGCGCCAAGGACAUUCUGGUGGCCACAGAUGUGGCUGGACGUGGUAUUGAUAUCCAGGAUGUGUCCAUGGUGGUGAACUAUGAUAUGGCAAAGAACAUAGAAGAUUACAUCCACCGCAUCGGUCGAACAGGACGUGCUGGCAAGAGCGGAGUCGCUAUUUCCUUUGUCACCAAAGAGGACUCUGCUGUCUUUUAUGACCUCAAGCAGGCUAUUCUUGAGAGUCCUGUUUCUUCCUGCCCACCAGAACUGGCCAACCACCCUGAUGCCCAGCACAAGCCAGGAACUAUCCUUACUAAAAAGCGACGGGAAGAGACUAUCUUUGCCUGAGUCCAGAGAGGAGCUACUCAUGGGCACCCCCUCUAAUUGUGAUCAAGAACACCUUCUUUCAUUACCUGGAUCUGAGAGCCUCUUGAUGCAAAGAGGCUCUUCCUGUCCCCAGGGCUUAGUCCUUAUGAUGGCAGAGGCUUGUUAUUUUUUUUUCUUCAAAUGUAGAUACACCCCUUGUGCUGUUGAUGUAACACUCAGCACAGAAUUCAGAAGCAUACAAUGGGGACUUGAGUCCAAAAAAGAUGGAAUGUCAUCCAGGGAAUCCUGAUCUAGCCAAAUUUACUGUCUUUGUUUUCCUUGGACCCAAUGUUGAUCUAGAUUGCAAAGCAAAAUUAUUACCCCUUUUGUUGUGAGGCUGAACCAGGCUAAGCAGUGAGCAGCAGUCCCACUUUGCUGAUUUGUUGACACUUGGUGACUUUAUGCUGCUGUGAACAUGGUUGGGAAGCAUUAUAUGUUCGCUUUUCUGCCUGUUCCAUGAGCAAGCAGCACCCUGGAGUAUGGCUCUGUCUGGUGCGAGAUGUAGGUUUGGGGAACUGCAGUUGGAAUGCUGAGACUCUUGCCUUCUUUCAGUGAGGACGUUACCCUCUUUCCAGUCGCAGACUGUUACAGCUCAGCAUGGUAGUAGGAGUCAUAAUGAAAGGGAGAGUGGUUCCUGAAGAAAACAUGUCUUAUGCAGAGGCUAGCCCUAAUGCCACCCCCCUCAGUAGACAGGGGCAGGUGAUGUACAGAAAGAUUCUGAUAUUUUUUUCAAUGAUGUUUUUGUGCUACUAUAAAUCCAUGUGAAAUGUU